Messenger RNA from Momordica charantia (bitter melon), 1263 nucleotides. NCBI's taxonomy places the organism in Eukaryota, Viridiplantae, Streptophyta, Magnoliopsida, Cucurbitales, Cucurbitaceae. The record is from RefSeq and is a predicted model, not a curated record.
UCGAUUACCGCUCCUUAUAGACAAAGAGAGAGAGCUGGAGUACGGGCUGAUGUGUUCUAAAGCCCAAAGAGUGCGAUGAAGUUGGGUGGGCUUGGAACUGGGCCUGCCGUAUCGGCUCCGAUGACGAAGAGGGCUUUCUCAUAAGGCCAGCGGCGGAGGCGAAGGCGGAGGCCGAGCCAUCACUAUUGCGGUGAAAUGCGACUCAAUCUUCUCGAGGUCAGAUGAUCGUAUAUUGAAGCUCAAAUGGCGAUCAAUUCUGAAACGCCAAUUGUUACACUGCACUGUGGAAGAUUCUUUGUAGCUUAUACUUAUUAAAUCCUUCAGAUACUGCUGAUCCGAAACUUCUCCCAGAGUAAUGCUGAUUAUCUGAGAAAAUUUAUGGGAACACGUUGAAGAAUGCCAAAAUGGCCAAGUUUUCCAUUACGAAUUGGAGAUACGGAUACUUCCGCGACAGUAAAGGGCCUUCUGAAGCAGUUGAUAUCCACCACGUUGUUGUUCGUAGGAGUAAGGGUGGUGGAAAGGGUUUCCUCUUGUGUAUUUUUGCUGCCCUCGCAUUCUGUUUUUUCCUACUCAAGGACCAAUCAAUAUUUGUCGUCUUUUGGUGCUUGGUCUUGAAUGUAUUCUUUGCCAAGAAGUUGUUCAGGGGAAUGGUUGAAAAAGAGUCUGUUACAGUUAUGCCAAAUUUUGGAGUCCAACUUGAAACUCACUAUAGGAGUGGAAAAGUCAUCCGUCAGUUUGUGCCUGUCGAUAAACUUCUAAAAUCAGUUCUCCUUGAAUGCGUGACUCCAGUUACUUGUUACUGGAUCCUGUCUUUGAUUAUACAAGGGGAAGACAAGCUAUUGUUGGUUUUCAAGGAAUUACGCCCACCACUGAAAAUGUYGGUCCCUAUCUGGAAGGCUUUAUCUGCUGCUACUGGUAAUAAUAAUAACAGAGAUGCUUGUUCGUAAGGCCAUCGACAAUUAACUCUAGUUGCUGUGUAUGAUCAAUCAUGUGAUUUUUGCUGCCUCAAAUCCUACCCGCGGUUGUGUGUGUAUAUCAAUGUUUAAAUUUUAGUUGUAGCCAUUCUCAUUUCUUUUCUUUUCUUUCUUUUUUUUCUUUUUCUCUCUUCCAUUAAUGUUUGUUUGAUUCUAUCUCACAGGUACACCCUAUUGUUCUGGUCUUGUCUGAGAACAUUUUUGUUUGAAARUAUGACCUAUAGAGAAAAGAUAAUUGGAGUUUGGAACAAGCACACAACAAGAAUUCAAGAACCUUUUAUAUCUGGUU